CGUGUCUGUGUGUAUACAUAUAUAUAUAUAUAUAUACACACACACACAUAUAUAUGUAUAAAUAUAUGUAUGUAUGUUUAUGCAUAUAAGUGUAUGCAUGUGUGUGUCUGUCAUUCUUGUCUUUCCUAAACCCCACUCCACUACCACCACCACCACCACUUGACGAAACACUAACAAAACAAUCACAUGACCAAAGGAUACCAUCCCAGUGCAGCACUGACUGCAACACUACCAAUGCCUUAAACCACCCCACAACUGGAGCCACAACUACCACACCACUGGAACUUCAACAACCACACCAUUGGAACUACAAAACUAAGCAGUGAAAGCAGUGGCAUUGGCUCCUUCGAUGUGAACUUUCUGGCCCCUCAAAGAUGAAAUUACUAUAAAUAAAGGCUGUCUCCUGUCUUCACCCCAAACUACCUUACCCUGUACCCAUCACAGUGCUAUCACUGCAGAUGAAUUACCUGAUGUAUUCUCCCUGGGGCUUCACGAGUGAAACCACUCUCUCAAAACUGUGUCUAACUUCAUUGUGUCAUGUUCGCACUCUUACUAGUGUUUAUAAACCUCCGGUGCUACUUGUGUGUCGACUUAAUAUAUUAUGUGGAAGAAGGCGAAAAACCAAACACAUAUGUUGGUGACAUUGCAGCUGAUUCUAAGCUUCUGAACAGCAUCAGUGCCAAGGAAAUGGAUCUGAUUCGAUUCAGUCAGGUGGGGCAAGGUGUAACAGACGGUUCUCAUUUCUUCCGAGUGUCAGAAAAAACAGGUAAGCUGUACACUACUCAAAUACUAGAUGCUGAGUCGAUGUGUGUUCAGAAAAUGGAAUGUUCCAGAAAUGUAGACAUUGCAAUUAAAAAAGCUGAGACUUUUAUGAAAAUUCUUGAGAUAAAAAUAUGUGUGUUGGACCUUAAUGAUCAUCAGCCUCAAUUUCCGAAGAGUAAAGUGAAAAUAGAGUUUUUAGAGGAUGAUAAAAGGGGGAGAAUAAGGAAGAUCCCAAGUGCUCUGGAUAAAGAUAUUGGGAUAUUAAACUCAAAGAUAGAAUAUCAACUGAAGGUCAGUUCUAGUGAUCCCUUUUCCUUGACCGUGUCCAAACGCCUGGAUGAAACAGAUGAACUUUGGAUUUCUCUCAAAGACAAUCUUGACAGAGAAACAAAAGAUAUGUACGCUAUGCAGGUAAUUGCUAAAGACAGUGGUAUUCCACCUAAAGAGAGUGUUCUGGAUGUUGAAGUAGAAGUUAUUGAUGUCAAUGAUAAUCCACCAGUAUUUACACAGAAUGUCUACAACAUUACUGCCAUCAAUGAAAACUAUCAGACUUCUCCGAUUCUGGUGUUAUCAGCAAGUGAUGAAGAUAUGGAGAAAAAUGGUGACAUCACAUACCACUUCAGCAUCAACACACCAGAGAAUUUAAAAUCCCAUUUUGAAUUGAAUGAAAAGACAGGUGAAUUGUUCUUGCAAAGGAAGUUUAUUUCAGGGCAGAAGCUGACACAUUGGUUGUACGUUGAGGCGAUUGAUGGAGGCAAACCUCCUCUCAGUUCUAUGGCUGCUGUUCUAGUGCGUGUCAUCAAUCAAUUGAAUCAAUCACCAAAGAUAUACUUCAACUUUGUGUCAAGAGCAUCAGGAAAAACAGCCAUUAUAUCUGAACAGAUCCAAGUCAGUAGUUUCAUUGCAUACAUUAAAGUGGAAGAUGAAGACGUGGGUCAAAAUGGUGACAUUGAAUGUCAGAUGAACCAUGAUAAAUUCCAACUGGUUGAAUUAGGUCCCAAGAAGUUCAAAGUUAUUAUUAAAAAUAAAGUUGACAGAGAGUUGAAUGACUACUAUGACGUCACAAUCAUCUGCCAUGACAAGGGUAACCCACCUUUACAGACCAAAGACAAGUUCUCAGUCAUCAUAACAGACAUUAAUGAUGAACAUCCAAAAUUUUCUAAGAAAUUGUAUCAGUUUUGGGCAAAAGAAAACAACCAAGCUAACAUCUCAAUCGGUGUUCUUAGUGCCACAGAUGCAGACCUAGGAGCAGGGGGACAGUUACAUUUCUCUCUGUCUUCCAGCAAUGAAUCUGAUACACCAUUUCAAAUUUCCAAAGAUGGAGUGAUAUCAGCAAAAGAACCAUUAGACCGUGAACAACAAGGUUGUUACAAGUUUGAAGUUGUGGCUUGUGAUAGAGGGUCCCCAUCACUGAGUAGCACAGCAAGUAUCAAUGUCAUAAUUACAGAUGAAAACGAUAAUGCACCCUAUUUUACAUUCCCCCCAAAUAACCCCUUUCCCCUGGACAUUUCUUACCACAACUCCAGUCAAAACAACAUUACCAUUUUAAAGGCAAAAGACAUAGACUGGGGACAGAAUGCUUUCCUUACAUACAACAUUAUCUCAGGAAAUAAUCGAAGCUUGUUUGAUAUCAACCAUUACUCAGGUUUACUACUAUUUGCCCGCCAAAUCAGUAUCAACGAUUCGGGUGUCCAUGAGCUACAGAUAUCUGUGAAGGACAGCGGUACACCUUCUCUCUCGUCUCUUACUAAUUUAACUCUGACAGUAACCAUUAACAACAAACAAAUGAAAUCAAAGACAUCUGCUCAAAAACAAACAGUAGUAGGAUUGGAUUCAAGUUUAUUGGUCGUCAUAAUCCUGGUGGCUGUUGUGAUGUCUGUGUCGUUUGCAAUUCCACUGACAUGGUGGAUUAUUAAAUGCAACAACAGGAACAAUCAGCAUUAUCACCGCAAAAUCCGUCCAUCAGAUCAAAGUGCACCUGAUCCAGAGGCACAUGCAAGUGCAUCAACAUGCAGACAACCAAACUUAGAUGGAGUCAACUCUUCUGUUCUUCUUGAAACAACAGAAAUUACACAACAGACCUGCGUACAAGAAUUAGCCAUUCCCCCUGGUGGCAGUGAUGGAAACCAAUUUAGUGUGAACACACUGGCAAUUAUGCCACCAGAUCAAACAGUUCAAUUGAAUGGUACCGAGAUCAGCUGUAACCCAGAACAUUCUAUCGUGCCUUACAUUGAUGAGAACCCAAGGGUCAGAGCUAUGAAGAUUCUGCACCGGGCUUUCAGCUGCCCAGACGACCAAACCAAUAAUAUCAGCUAUCUUUACAAACUCCACCUGUCUCAGAUCAGGGAACUGGUCAUUUGCCAACCAAACCUAGUAAGAGGUCCAAGCAUAACUUUACAUAAUGAAAACCAAAGCAUCGUCCCUCAGUCGAAUGCUGAAUCAGUCCAGUAUUGCAGACAGAAUCAGAAAUUAUACCGUAUCCAUUCUGUCAGGCAGAACACACAAAAGACUUGCUAUAAGAAACAUUGCAACACUUCCACAGAACAAAAUGAAUAAACGACACAAAUAUUCUGAAA
This is a messenger RNA of Octopus bimaculoides (California two-spot octopus), 3338 nucleotides long. RefSeq names its product protocadherin gamma-B4. Gene Ontology annotation, molecular function: calcium ion binding. Gene Ontology annotation, biological process: homophilic cell-cell adhesion. Gene Ontology annotation, cellular component: plasma membrane. NCBI's taxonomy places the organism in Eukaryota, Metazoa, Mollusca, Cephalopoda, Octopoda, Octopodidae. The record is from RefSeq and is a predicted model, not a curated record.